UCAGCUCCUCUGCUGCACAAGCCGGAGACUUACCUGAGACUCACCUGAACCCAGGAUCGACUGCACACAGAGGAUCUGCAGGAAGAGGAAAAGGGGAAGGGAUGAUGAGGAGGAGAGGGGAGCCGAUGGAGGACAGCUCCACGCUCAUCACUAUGGAUGCCAGGCAGGAAGACAACUACGGCAGCAUCGCCAUGGAAACUGCUGUCAGUGAUGCACCUGCCAAGCCCCAGGACAGGAAUGUGUUGAGUGACGGGUCGAGUCAAGUCGAUUUUGUGUUGGUGUGGGAGGAGCCUAUGUGCUUACAGGAUGAGGAGAUUUCAGGUGUUAGUCAGGACCGAAGGAAAUGGAGGGAAAAGUUUCUGAACAAACUGAAACACUCUGGGCUGCUGCUGGAGCAGAGGGAGGUCCUUCAAACGAAGACAAGGAUCUGUUUUGUCCUCCUCAGUGCUCCUUGGAGUGUCCUGUGUUACUACGCAGAGGAGAUCAUUCUGAGAGUACCUCUGCAGGUGGUCACAGCUCCAAUCGUGAACUGGUCUGAGCAGGUUUUGUCCCGGCUGUCCCUACGUAGUCCUCUUUCUCAGGACGUUCCCAACCCCCCACCUGACUACUACACCUGUCAGUUCAGGACCAACAAGCUGGAGAGGUUUCUGGGCAGCGAGGACCAGACAAAUUUCUUUAAGAUGACUCAGAGACAUCAGGUGCUCUACGAGAUCUUGGCCAGGACUCCGUACGGUUUGGUGAAACAGGGGGAAGUGGGAAUCGACCGCCUGCUGAACGAGCAGGUCUUCACCGCUGCAUACCCGCUGCAUGAGGGUGAUUUCAAGGUACCUGACCCCACUGUGCCCCCCCAGUCUCUAAGUCUGAGACAGACCCUGUACACAUACUGGGCCAAAUGGUGCUGCUGGAAACGCUACCAACCUCUGGAUCACAUCAGGGCGUACUUUGGAGAGAAGAUAGCGCUCUACUUUGCCUGGCUCGGUUUCUACACUGGCUGGCUGGUGCCGGCGUCCGUCGUUGGAACUUUGAUCUUCUUUGUUGGCUUUUGGCUCAUGGCCACUGAUGUUCCAGCGAGGGAGGUGUGUGACAGCAGCAACAACUUAGUCAUGUGUCCUCUCUGUAACAUCUGCUCCUACUGGAAUUACUCAAGCAUCUGCGUCACCUACAAGGUAGGUCUGUUGUUUGACAAUGCAGGAACAGUGUUUCUCAGCGUCUUCAUGUCGCUGUGGGCCGUCACCUUCCUCGAGUACUGGAAGAGAACGUGUUCAACUCUGGCCCACCGCUGGGAUUGUUCCCAGUUUGAGGACAUCGAGGAGCGACCUCGUCCAGAGUUCACAGCAAUGGCGCCGAUGACCACGAGGAACCCAGUGACAGGAGCAGAGGAACCUUACUUUCCUGAGAACAAACGAUUCAGCAGAACUCUGACUGGCUGCAUGGCCAUCCUUAUCAUGAUGAUUGUGGUGAUGAUGUUCCUCAUCGCCAUCAUUCUGUAUCGAAGCAUCCUCAGAAUCAUCAUCUACAGGUCUGGCAACAAAUUUGUCAGUUUGUCUGCUGCGAGGAUAGCCAGUCUUUCAGGAUCUGUGUUGAACCUGUUGGUCAUCCUCAUGUUGUCCAGAGUUUACACUUCACUGGCCCACACCCUCACCCGCUGGGAGAUGCAUCGGACUCAGACUAAAUACGAAGACAUGUUCAUUCUCAAAGUUUUCAUCUUCCAGUUUGUUAACUUCUACUCGUCUCCGGUGUACAUCGCAUUCUUCAAAGGCAGGUUCGUUGGUUACCCUGGACACUACAACACUCUGUUUGGAGUUCGUAACGAAGACUGCGGAGCGGGUGGAUGUCUGAUUGAACUGGCUCAGGAGCUGCUCGUCAUCAUGGUGGGAAAACAGCUGAUCAACAACAUCCAGGAGUUCAUCUACCCGAAGUUGAGGACGUGGUGGCAGAAGAAGAAGCUUCGUCGCCGUCCAAAAGAGAUGAAGGAGGAGUCGGGGGAAGCGAAAGGGGAAGAGCCGGAGGAGGUUUCUCCCUGGGAGGCAGACUACCAGCUGCUGGUCUGUGAGGGGCUCUUCAGUGAAUACUUGGAGAUGGUGCUACAGUUUGGUUUUAUCACCAUCUUUGUGGCGGCGUGUCCUCUCGCUCCGCUCUUUGCUCUGAUCAAUAACUGGGUGGAGAUCCGUUUGGACGCUCAGAAGUUUGUGACUGAAUAUCGCCGCCCAGUGGCGGAGCGAGCUCAGGACAUAGGCAUCUGGUUUUCCAUCCUGCAUUGCAUCGCACACAUCGCAGUUCUAAGCAAUGCGUUCCUCAUAGCGUUCACCUCGUCCUUCGUGCCUCGUCUGUACUAUCGCUACAUCAAGGACAGCACUCUGACCGGCUACAUCAACUUUACCUUGGCAACAUCACCGAGCAACUACAGCCAGCAGCACAUGCCCUGCAGGUAUUUAGGUUUCAGGGAUCAUGAAGGAGAACACCUCCCUGAGUACUAUCACCUCCUCGCCAUCAGACUCACCUUUGUCAUCGUGUUUGAGCAUGUGGUCUUCUUCAUCGGCCGUCUGAUCGACCUGACGGUCCCCGACAUCCCAGAGGAGGUGGAGGUGAAGAUAAAGAGGGAGCACUACAUGGCUAAGGAGGCGCUGGCUGAAAAUCAGGCUUUGGGGAAAUCCAUGAUUCCUAAUGAGACGGAUGUCCAGUCAAAGGAUCUGAGACAGCGAGCACCACGAGCCUCACCGCCACAGAGCGACUCCCCUCCCCCAAACCUGAAGGGAAUCCCUGAAGAACCCGAUACACACGGAAGCUGCUGAAAAGAAAUCACUACAUGUCCUCCAAAAACCUCAACAUCCACAUCUGCUGGACUGAGAUAGACCCUGAUCAACCUCUGACAGAUCUACAAGAUUGAGAACUACAUUCAGCACAGGCCCUACAAGAAUGUGGCAAGAUCAAGAUCUGCACAACUAUUUCUGGACUUACAGGAAAAACUCGACUUCUGUUACAUAUUUCAAGGAUCUGUCAGACCUCUGCUUAGACUCUCGAUAUCUACAGGACUUCUGAACCAUUCCAACAGCUUCAGGGGAUCUUUUAAACCCCAAAUCCUACAAGAUCACUGAUAGAGAGCCACAAAUCAUGUCAGAUAAAAAAGCUGUAUAACCUCUACUGGAUUUAUACAAGAUCUGCACUGUCUCUGUCAAACCUCCACACACACUACAACAGGUCUACAAUAUCUAUGAUUGUUUUUAAGAUCUACCAGUUUUUUAGAGUUCUAUCAUUUCCCUUAAGAAUUCUGUGAUUGGUCUACAAGAUCAAAGAAAUGCCUCAAAGAUUUAGUUGGCUUUUACUAGAACUGUAUAUCAUCUGUGAGAUAUUCAAACCAUCUCCACAAGAUCUUCAAUAGACCAUAUCCAUGCCGAUGGAAUAUGUUAUAUAGCAAGAUCUCCAAGGAACUCUGCCAGACCUUUAAAAGAUCCAUGAGCUGUAAAACCUUACAUGUCUCUGUAGAUCUGGACUUGAGCAUCCACAAGGCUUUACCUGAGAGCCUGUUUAAGAUCUACAAGAGAUUGUCAGGAUCCCUUCGUCCUACAAGAGCUUCUGUUGUAGUCCUAAAAGACCUCCACGAUGUCUGUGAGUUCUCUGCAAGAUCUGUGCAAAAGAUUUCUUUUUGACCAGAGGAAUAGCUACAGUGGAUGAGUUUAACCUCCACACAUCAAACCAAAGCUCUGCAAGAGAAGUCCUGUCCUUCAACACUCCACUAGAUCUACACAAUACUAACAAGAUCCCACAGAAUGCUGUAAGAGAAAUGAAAAUCCCCAAGAUGCCUUGAUCAGCUACAAGAGUUUUUUACAAGAACUAGGAAGGCGUAGGCCCUGGGUUCUGGACUUACUGUUGUGUAUAUGACUUGCAGGACAAUACAAAACAUUCAACAGAUUUAGAAAGUGGUUUUCAAGAGUUCUAAAACAGGAACUCUGCGGUCUGUCAGACCUGAACAUGGACCACAUGAAAGGCCUCACAGAGGACCUAGAUGUCUUCAAGACCAACAAGUGAGCAGAGUAAAAGAACCCCAGAUGUUUCAUUUCUAUAUCAGAUUUAAAAACUUCAAUUGAAAUGUGUUCCUAAUAUUUUUGUUGUUUGUGUAAAAUUAUUGUAGGGCAACAUGUAAGAAACGUGUUUGAAUGUUUGUCUUGUUAACGUAGCUCGUUGUUGAUUUUUUUUUUUUUUUUAACUUAUAUAUUUUUUUGCUGUCUUUUUACCUUUAUUGGAUAGAACAGCUGUAGAGACACAGGAAGUGGAUGAUGACAUGAUUUGAACCCAGGACUGCUGCAAUGAGCACUAUAGCCUCCAUGGCAUAACUGCUAGGCUUUCUGGCGCCCCUUCUUGUUGACCCUUGUUUGGUUUUGAAAAGUUCAGCUCAGUCUGUAGAUAAAUUAGUUUAGGCACCGGUGGAUAAGAGCAGUCAGACUAAACUUAAACCACUGAUUUGAAGUUUUCAGUCCUUAAGGCAAAACACAUAGAGGAGAAAGAAGAAUACAUCUUUGAGCAUAUUUAUAUAUUUUUUGAUAGAUCUGUUGCUGUAUUUAUUUUAACAGAAAUGUAGCAAAUAUUUGUUGAUAAUUUAAUAGAUCAAUGUUUCUCUGGAGAAGGAUUAAUAUAAGAUGCAAAUAAAAGUUGUUCAGGA
This is a messenger RNA of Labrus bergylta (ballan wrasse), 4657 nucleotides long. It is a transcript of the gene ano7, whose product is annotated as anoctamin 7. The record is from RefSeq and is a predicted model, not a curated record. Lineage: Eukaryota; Metazoa; Chordata; Actinopteri; Labriformes; Labridae. Gene Ontology annotation, molecular function: chloride channel activity; protein dimerization activity. Gene Ontology annotation, cellular component: plasma membrane. Gene Ontology annotation, biological process: calcium activated phospholipid scrambling; chloride transmembrane transport.